Molecule: messenger RNA, 2618 nt
Organism: Grus americana (Whooping crane)
Lineage: Eukaryota; Metazoa; Chordata; Aves; Gruiformes; Gruidae
Gene: VWCE
Product: von Willebrand factor C and EGF domains
Exons: 20
Coding region: 76-2595 (839 amino acids)
Biological process (GO): cellular response to virus
Cellular component (GO): cytoplasm
Molecular function (GO): protein binding; calcium ion binding
Source: RefSeq, a predicted model, not a curated record
GUGCCGCCGAGGCAGGCAGGAAGGCAGGCAGGAAGGCAGGCGCUGGGAGCGUGCCGCCGGCCGGAGCCGCCUGUCAUGUUGGUGGAGCUGCUCUUCCAGGCUGCCUGUGUGUCCCUGUUCCUCCCGGGCGGCCAGGGCAGGGUGUACCCCGGGAGGAAGAAGCUGGCCAGCUUUGCCGUGGAGAGGCGCCGCGUGGGGCCCCACGUUUGCUUCUCGGGCUUCGGCAGUGGAUGUUGUCCCGGGUGGAUGCUGUCUCCGGGCAGCGGGCAGUGCACCCUGCCGCUCUGCUCCUUCGGCUGCGGCAGCGGCUUGUGCAUCGCUCCCAAUCUCUGCUCGUGCCCGGAUGGAGAGCAGGGCAUCACCUGCCCAGAGCUGCCGGGGACGUGCGGGGAGUACGGCUGCGACCUCUCCUGUAACCACGGCGGGUGCCAGGAGGUGGCCCGCGUCUGUCCCCUCGGCUUCUCCAUGGUGGAGACAGCCAACGGCGUCCGCUGCACCGACAUCGACGAGUGCCUGAGCGCCGCCUGCGAGGGUCUCUGCGUCAACACCGAGGGCGGCUUCGUCUGCGAGUGCGGCCCCGGCAUGCAGCUCUCCGCCGACCGCCACAGCUGCCAGGAUACGGACGAGUGCCUGGCCACGCCAUGUCAGCACCGCUGCAAGAACAGCAUCGGCAGCUACCGCUGCUCCUGCCGGCCCGGCUACCACCUCCACGGGAACCGGCACUCCUGCGUGGGCACUGACGAGUCCCCGCGUCCCCCAGAUGUCAACGAGUGCCGGCGGCCGGGAGAGCGCCGAGCGUGCCAGCACGCCUGCCACAACACGCCGGGCAGCUACCUCUGCUCCUGCCGCCCCGGGUACCGGCUCAGCGGCGACAGGGUCUCCUGCGAAGGCUACCCCAAAUCCAUCCUGGCCCCAUCACCCAUCCUGCAGUCCCUGCAGCAUCCGCCCACCCUCGUCCUGCUCCCUCCCGGCUCUGGGGGACCCCUCCUGGUCCCCAGGGGCUCCCCCUCGCCCCAUCUCCCUGCCGCAGCUCCCGGUACCCAACUCCCUUCCUCCUCUCCCGCCCCGGCAUCCCCGGCCACCGAGCCAUCCCCGCGGGCAGCGGGAGCCCCCGGUACCUCCGCCCCAUCGGCCCCUCGCUGCUGGUACCAGGGGGCUCCCCGGGAGCCCGGCGCUCGCUGGACGGAGCCGGGGUGCCGGAGCUGCGCCUGCCAGGGGGGACGAGUGCUCUGCGAGGCCGUGAGCUGCCCCGUUACCUGCUCCCACCCGCUGCCCGCCCCAGCCGGGGGCUGCUGCCCCAGCUGCUCAGGCUGCCUGCACGAGGGGGUGGCCCGGGCCGAGGGCGACGUCUUCUCCCCAUCCGAUGGGAACUGCACCGUCUGCGUCUGCCUGGCUGGUAACAUCUCCUGCAUCUCCCCCGAGUGCCCCCCGGGUUCCUGCCCCAGCGCCUCGCCGGCCGACUGCUGCUCCUGCCAGCCAGCAAAGUGCAGUUUUCGGGGCCGCACGUACGCACACGGCACCCGGUUCAACCUGGACGGGGACGACUGCACCAUCUGCGUCUGCCGGGGCGGAGAGGUGGAGUGCUCCUUCGCCCCCUGCCCCGUGCUGGACUGCCCCCAGCACCAGCGGCACCUGGGCCCGGGGCAGUGCUGCUUCACCUGCCGGGACCCCCCGGCCCCCGCCGGUUGUUUCGUGGAUGACAACGGGGUGGAGUUUCCCGUCGGACAGAUCUGGUCUCCGGGCGAUCCCUGUGAGUUAUGCAUCUGCCAGGCAGACGGCUCGGUGAGCUGCAAGCGGACGGACUGCGUGGAGACCUGUCCCUACCCCAUCCGCAUCCCCGGGCAGUGCUGCCCCGACUGCUCGGCAGGCUGCACCUACAUGGGAAGGAUCUUCUACAACAACGAGACCUUCCCCUCCACCCUGGACCCCUGUCUCAGCUGCAUCUGCCUGCUGGGCUCGGUGGCCUGUUCGCCCGUGGACUGUGCCAUCUUCUGCACCUACCCCUUCCACCCCGAGGGCGAGUGCUGCCCCGUCUGUAACGACUGCAACUACCAGGGUAGGAAGGUGGCGAACGGCCAGACCUUCACCCCCGAGGGACAACCCUGCACCCGCUGCACCUGCCAGCUCGGGGAGGUGAGCUGUGAGAAGAGGCUGUGUCCCCACUCCUGCGCAGAGCCCCCCGCGCUGCCCGCUGCCUGCUGCCCGCCCUGCCAAGCCACAGAUGUCCGGCUCCUGCUGCAGAGCAGCGACCUGUCCCUGUCCCCAUCCCACGAGGACCCCCCUGCUGGCACCCCGUACCCCAGCCCCCCAGCAUCGACCCGGCCCCCCCGCCACCGCCUGGCCCAGCUCCUGCUCCCCAACACAGCCCCCAGACCGGGGAGUGCCGGGGCUGGGGAGCCCCCUCCGACCACGCUGAGCCCCUCCGGGCACCCAUCGGCAGCCACUCUGCCCCCCGCCACCCCCUCUGAGGCCGCAGCCCCCCCAGCUCCCACUGGCAGCCCCAGCCCCGAGGCUCAGGGACCCCCCGGGGACGCGGACCCCUCUGCCGUGCCACCGGCCAGCGGGGAGAGCCCCGGCGGGCACGUGGCUCCUUAGGGUCCGGGUGUCACACGAGUGCC